CGCAUUCGAACUCGGAUUUUAGUUCUCCUGUUUUCUGUUACAAAGGAGCUUCUACAAACCAAUGGCAGACGGCAGGUCCUUCCCCGUGUGCUUGUCCCCAGUCAUGGCGUCCAGGCUGGCGGUGAACCGAGAUAUGCUGCUGAAUCUGGAGUGCGAACACAUCACCCUCGUCAGCCACAGUGGCAUUCAUUCGUGGACGUGGAACAUACAGCACCUGCGCAGCUAUGGCUACAAGAGGGACGAUUUCCACUUCGAGGCUGGGACCCGAUGCCAGACCGGGACAGGAAACUUCUGCUUCUAUACCGGACAGGGCAAGGAGAUCUGCCAUGUUCUGAAAAAUAUGAAGGCAGGGUAUAAGCUCAGGAAAUGCGCACGGUCUAUGAGCCUGGCUGAAAAAAACAGCGAACAUGGGGUCAAGAAAAAUAAAAUUACAGCUAGGAAGUUCCUCUCCUUACUGAAGAGGAAACCCAAAGUAAACAAACAGGACAGAUCUGAGGAAGCCAGAAAAGACAAGAAGGAACGGUCGUCGGUUGUCUCGGCUGCUUACGUCACAAUCCUGCCCGAGACGCCAAGUGUUUCGAACUCUGCUUCGGAAAACAUGUACCGGAAGCCCAGAAAUACGAGAAAGCGUUUCGAGGCUGGCGACGCCUGGAAACAUCAUGGGUAUUAAGAUUUUGGGUCGGUGCGGAUAAGGAAUAUUUGUGUUCAUACUGUACAGAAACCUUUGACACCCAUCUCUCUGAACUUUUUUUUUUUUAUUGAUAUUUGGUUGCUUGUCUUAUUGAAUAUUAGGGUGGGCAACAGUGUACACUUGCCAUGUUUAGGAUCAAUCACAAACAGAAUCUAAAAUGCCAUCAGCGUUACUGAAGCUUCGAAACACCAGCAUGACUCCUGAGACGGUCCUCAAGACACGUUUGGAAAGAAAAUACGGCUUUAAAGAUCAAUAAACUAGCUUAUGCUUAUUAUUAUUAUUACUGAUGAUGCUGUAGUGUAUGUAUGUCGCUCCUCUAUCCAUGGGUGCACGGUGUUUAAUGUAUGAAUGAAAGGAAAGGCAAGAGUACAUCACGACUAAAUCCAUUCAUGAAGUGUGGACUUUUAGUUUGUGAAAAGAUAUGACAUUGAUUUCAUAUUUUAUUAAAGAAUAUAAGUUUGUAGAAAUAAGGUUAUCCAAAUGUAUACAUGUGUGUAUGUAUGUGCGUAUUUAGCUAUUUAAUUACAUACCGACUUAUAAAAAG
Penaeus monodon (black tiger shrimp) is the source of this 1235-nucleotide messenger RNA. Its product is annotated as docking protein 1-like. The transcript is spliced from 5 exons. The record is from RefSeq and is a predicted model, not a curated record. Gene Ontology annotation, cellular component: cytoplasm. Gene Ontology annotation, biological process: cell surface receptor protein tyrosine kinase signaling pathway. Lineage: Eukaryota; Metazoa; Arthropoda; Malacostraca; Decapoda; Penaeidae. The coding region runs from base 62 to 670 and encodes 202 amino acids.